Thalassophryne amazonica is the source of this 1408-nucleotide messenger RNA. RefSeq lists its product as uncharacterized. Lineage: Eukaryota; Metazoa; Chordata; Actinopteri; Batrachoidiformes; Batrachoididae. The record is from RefSeq and is a predicted model, not a curated record. The coding region runs from base 165 to 1247 and encodes 360 amino acids. The transcript has 6 exons.
GCCAGUCACUGUGCUGCUUGGAUGGAGGUGUCUGUCUGAUCGCUGACGUUCUCUGUUCUUCUCCAACAUUUCAAAUUAUUUUUUUAUUCUUCUCAUUUGUCCGAGUCCGUGGAGCGUAGCAUUUCAGAAGUUCCAAGCAGUUGCAGAAGUCAGUCAGCAGUAUCAUGUCCAAGCAGCCUCCUGAGAUGAAGAUGAAGUCAAGGACAAGGGGAAAGAAAAGGAAGAGGACUCCCUCUCCAGAGGAAUCCCUUUCCUCAUCAGGUGAUGAGACACCUCAGUUUGCAGUACCCCCGAUAAGCAUCUCUCCAAGGUUGAGGGACCAAACCUCCCAGUUGCACACAUCUUCUCAGGCCACAGCAACAGAUGUCAGUGUGACAGCAUCACCGGUUGCCACACCUCUGGUCACCAGUCAUUCAUCCCAUGAUCAGUCUCCACGCUCCGCCCAGUCACACCAUGUGUCUCCCAGUCUGAAGGCAGCCAAAGCCACUGCCAAGAAGCCGAGGGCCCCCAGACAAGACUUUGUGUUAUCCGAGGAAGAAGAAAAAGUCAUGUUUGAGUGGCUUGAGGCAACAGAAGAGGUUUGGAACGCAAAGAAGGCUGGUUAUCAUAAACAUGAUGUCAAACAAGGACUUUGGGAGGCCCAGGCCAAAGUUAUGAACAAGAGUGCUAAACAUCUGAUUGGGUGGUUUAAGAGUGUCCGUGACACGAAUACUAAACUCAUGAAGAAGGGCAAAGGGAAGUCGGGGGACGGAGAUGAUGAUGACGACAACUGGUCAGACCGCCAACGGUUCAUAAUGGCGUCCAUGAAAUUCAUGGCUAGGGUAGUUCGUCAUCGGCCGAAACCAGUCAGAAGUGUGGAAGCUGUUAUUCUUGAGCACUCAGGCAACUUGGAUGCUGCUGAAGCUGUUGCUGCACAGGAGGCCGCGGACGUAGACUCUGAAAGCGAACCGAGGGCUUCCACUUCAGCUGGUCCAAGAAGGGGAAGUAUCAGAGAAGGUGAGAUGGACCGAAUGUUACUCCUAAUGCAGGAACGAGCAGAAGAGAGUCAGGCCCUCAUGGAAGAACUGCAAAAGUGUAAAGAGCAGCAGCCCAGCACAGCUAAGAACGCCUUCGCAGCCUAUGUCCAGGACUCCUUAAGCACCAUGUCAGAAUGGAGCUACAGAAAAGCAAAGGAUGAAAUCUACUGGGUGCUGACAAAGUAUGAAGAUGGGGGUGAAGAGGAAAGGGUCAAGCAGCAACAACAUUAGUUCAUCACCACCACAUGAGGCCACUACACACUGUCCUGCCUGUCCGAGGACUGCAGCCGGCUAGAGUGCCUUAAUUGAGAGAGUGGUGACAUGACGAGUCGAAAAAAAAAACCUCACGUGGCUCAUGGUGCCAUCUCGUGUUCAAAAUAGCGUUCCUUUUU